AUGGGGGGUGCAAUUUCGUCAAGGCGGAUACUUUUUUCCGCCUGGGCAGCUUUGUUACCUUUAGGAGGGGAGAUUGGAAGAGGGCACAAACCAUUUGCGGAGGGCAUCCUGAGGAUAUUCCCAAAGAACGACUCGAUAGACGGCAUACUGAUACACCUGCCUUAUAAGUUUAUAAAGCAUAGGGUUCACAGCAGGGGGAUAUACCUUCAUGCCAAUUUUGAUGACCUCGAUUCGGUGAUAAAUUUGGUCGAAAUGCAGAAGAAGGUUGCCAACUUGCAUUGCAAUUUGAGGAAAGAGAAGGGGGAAUACAUCCGGGGGAGGGACUCUCAGGGGGGGGACUCUCAGGGGGGGGACUCUCAGGGGAAGGCCCCCCAGGGGGAUGACUCCGAGGAGAAGGACUACCAGGGGAAGGCCCCCCAGGAGAAAGCCACCCAGGCGAAGGCCCCCCAGGAGAAAGCCCCCCAGGGGAAGGCCCCCCACGGGGAAGAAGUGCUAAUUACGAACAAUUGUGUCCUCUUUGUUGACAUCAAAUAUAAAGACAGUUUAAAAAAUAUUUUCAAGUUCAUGGAUUAUAUACACAAACAUACAAGUGCCACAGCGUUGGUUUUUAUUUGUGAUAACUUUUUAUAUGACAACGAGAUAUAUAACCCACAUGAGGACCUGAACACUACAAUCCUGCAUUCCAGUGUGCUGACCUACUUGGUGCCAUACGACUCCAUGAUAGAUUAUCAGCAGAAGGAUCAGUACGACAAAUUCACAUUUGAGUUGUAUUGGGGAAUCACAAAUAAGAGUGAUAUUGUACACAUAAAUUAUCACUUAGAUUUUGGGAAAUAUUUUAACUACACUUUUUUUCACUACAUGAAAAAUUUUCUCCUCGAUUUGAAGGAGCAUAUAACAUACGAGAUUCAUUUUAGCAUCCACAAAAAUUUCACCAUAGACCCCCGCUUUUGUUUCAUCCGUGAUUCGUCCUACUGCAUAAGCAAGCCUGACUACAUGAACUCCAACGUUGUGCGGGAAGUGGUGGAGCAGCAGGUCCGCAGCCUGUGCGUCUACCAAUUGACCGCCAUGGGGGGAGGAGACGACUCCAAGCAGGGGGAACCACCUGAACAGGAGGAACACAUCACAAAGGGGGAGCACCUUCCAAGUCACGUACAGAACAAACGGUUCAGUGAAAAAUUCAUUCAGUAUAUAAAUGCCCUGUUCGAUUUUGGGUUCGAAAAAAAUCUGUGUUCUAGUGGGUCAAACGAUUUGUCGAAAAAAUGUUCAGAUAAAAUUUUAGGUCACUUGGGAGUACCCGUACAGGAGGUCAAUAAAUGCUUUCUAAAAAAUUUCCAUGCCUACAUGAAGGACAUGAUAAAAACCAAGUUUUAUGUUUACUCGAUAGAGAUAAAUGGGCAGACGUACAAGCUGAAGCUGAACAAGGAUGUUAGCAUCCGGCUGAUCUGUUCGGCCUUCCGCGUCAUGCCCAAGCGCUGCGCGGACUACCUUGCGGGCGGCGUGUACGGCACCUCCCUUGUGCGGAAGAAGAGCAAGAAGAAGGAGCUGGUGGCCUUCUACAUCCUCCUGCUCCUGGUGCUAUCGCACAUCUUAGGGACUCUCCUGAACUACGUGUAA
Messenger RNA from Plasmodium cynomolgi strain B, 1614 nucleotides. RefSeq lists its product as hypothetical. NCBI's taxonomy places the organism in Eukaryota, Apicomplexa, Aconoidasida, Haemosporida, Plasmodiidae. The transcript is spliced from 2 exons. The record is from RefSeq and is a predicted model, not a curated record. Bases 1 to 1614 code for a protein of 537 amino acids.